Molecule: messenger RNA, 1781 nt
Organism: Notolabrus celidotus (New Zealand spotty)
Lineage: Eukaryota; Metazoa; Chordata; Actinopteri; Labriformes; Labridae
Gene: sash3
Product: SAM and SH3 domain containing 3
Exons: 8
Coding region: 142-1314 (390 amino acids)
Molecular function (GO): protein binding
Source: RefSeq, a predicted model, not a curated record
CCAGAGUGCAGCUCUACCUCUCACUGUGUUUUCUUGUCUGACAUCUUCGGCAGUGACAGCUCAGUGAUAGAAACACUUUCUGAUAAAACCAGUGUGUUGUUUUUUUGUCCAGAGAGAUCUGAAGGACAAGUUAAGACGAAGAUGUUGAGGCGAAGGCCUUCCAAUGCCUCGGAGAAGGAGCAGACACAGAAGAAGAAGCUCACUCUGCAGAGAUCCAGCAGCUUCAAGGAUUUUAUGAAGCACAAACCCACGUCUCCUGUUGCUUCAGAUAAGGAGUUACAUUUUGAGGAGAAUUCUCAGGUCACAGAGGGAGUGAAUGCAGAAGAAAACAUGAAAGGUGGCAUCAAACUGGGCAAGAAGUGGCGCAACGUCAUCUCACGUACGAUGACCCGCAAAACAUCCAAGAUGGUGCAGAAAGCUCUGGCUGAAGAAGGGGGUGAGAGCAGUGAGGAGCUGUCUCCCAUCCCGUCUGAUUGUCUUCCAGAUCUGAGCACAGGACAGAGGACAUCUGUGUGCUCCUCGGAGUCAGAGGAGGUCACGCCAAGCCUCAUCAGCCGCCAGAUCUCAGGCAGCAGUGACAGACAGAGCCUGGACAGUGGAUACUGUCAGAGGGACAGUAUGAGACUGGAGGAGAACUCUUACAACGGUCCUUUCUGUGGCCGCGCUCUAGUCCACACUGACUUCACUCCCAGCCCCUACGACGUGGAGUCGCUCAAACUUCAAAAAGGAGACAUCAUCUACAUAAUUGAGAAACCCCCUGUGGGGACCUGGACGGGCAAGCUCAACACCAAAGUAGGCUCCUUUAAGUUCAUCUACGUCAACCUGCUGCCUGAGGAGAGCCCCCCGAUCAGGAGGAGGCGCUGCAACAGCAAGACCAACCAAAACAAAUCCAGACCCAAAACCCUAGAGGAGGUGCUGGAUAGCAUCGGCCUCAAUGAGCUGAGCUCCCUGCUGUCUAUGCACGGUUUCCAGACUCUGGAGGACUUUGGAGGCCUGAAGGAGUCCCACCUCAAUGAGCUGAACAUCACAGAUCCAGAGCAGCGCUCCAAAAUUCUGAAUGCCUCUGAGCUACUGCGAGACUCUGAUGAAGAGUCUGAGCCAGAGGAAGAGGAAAAAAGAUCGGUGGAGGACUCUAAAGAGCCGAGGGAUUCUGGCUGUUUUGAGAGUUCUGAGAAUCUGGAAAGUGGACCAAAGAUGGAAGAGGAGCAGACCAACCAGAAGGAGGAGGAAUGUGUGCAACAAAACGAUGAACAAACAGAACAGCUGAAUGAAGUGCAAGAGAAGCUGCAGGAGCUGACAGUGGAUGCAAGAUAAUGAGAAGUGCUCAAAGACUGUGGACUGAGGUUUAAAGCCAUUAAGAUGUCAUUUUUGGAUGGUGCACUUGAACAAACAGUGUAAUGUUACAAAACUGCAGACCCUUGUUUGCCAUGGUAAAAAAUAUGCUGUCAGGUAGCACGAUCUGUCGUCAUCAGCUGCAGCGAUGAUCACGGUUUUAAUGUUUUGUACGUUUUUGUUUUGAUGACUAUCAGUUUGCUUCUUAAAAGGAACUAAAGAAGCAUUUAAAUGUAGCUUCUUCAUCUUUACGACCAUGUCUUAAAUGUUACUGUUUUCUGAAGUCUUGAACAAAUAUGAAUGUUGCUGUUGAUGGAUCUUGAACUGAAACUUGUGGUUGGCUUGUACUAGUUUUUUGAGGUACAUAACUGUGUUAUUAUUGUGAGUAAUGUAAACAGUGCUGUAAAUACAAUUUAAAUAAAACUUUAUUCCGAUGUAUAUAAAACCAA